Lodderomyces oxycetoniae is the source of this 930-nucleotide messenger RNA. RefSeq lists its product as uncharacterized. NCBI's taxonomy places the organism in Eukaryota, Fungi, Ascomycota, Pichiomycetes, Serinales, Debaryomycetaceae. The coding region runs from base 1 to 930 and encodes 309 amino acids. The transcript has a single exon. The record is from RefSeq and is a predicted model, not a curated record.
AUGGACUUGUCGAAUUUAUCGAGUACUUUACCGAAAUCGAAGCCGCUAUAUCGCAAAUCUGACGAAGCAAGCAGGCUUCAAUCUAGCGAUCACAAUUAUUUGCAAGCAUCAUCGUCAUCUCAAUCAACGGUUAGUGAUUUUAAUCAAAAUCUCACUUCAAACUUCAAGGACGCUGCUAAAGCCGUUGCAUCCCUAUAUAAUACUGCUUUAAAUGUAAGGAAAAACCCAGAUUCAGGACAAUUUGAGAAAUCUAUUUUAAAAACCGAAUUUUCCAACGCUGCGAGGUCAGUUGCCGCUUUAUACAAAUUGGGCCAUUCAACACAUGCUGUUUCUCAGGAAAGAGGGUAUUUGGAAUGCAUUGAUGAUCUUUUACAAGUCAUCACUAAUAACGAAGAUAUUGAAAAUUGGGCGCUUACAAGAAGAGCCGAGAUAACCAAUACAAAAAGAAAAGAUUUGCAUGAUUCUUCACCACCAAUCGUAAAUACAACAACAACAACGACGACGACGACGACGACACCUAUUCUUAGUAGUCCCAGUGAUACUACAGCAAGUGAAACUGAGGAUUUCAAACUCCCGCAUGAUUUUGUUUUUCAGUAUAACCUGGAUUUGAAGCCUCCUGUGGCAAUAAGACCAAGUAUACCGCCUAUUUCAGUGCAACACAAUGCUGGUCAAAGAAACUUGAUUGUCAGCAAGAAAAACAAACGUCAUCAGCAAAUGUAUAAGAAACUUCACUCUUCAGAAGAUUCAAGUGAAAGUGAACUUGACGAUAAUAAUAAUAAUAAUAAUAAUACUAAUAUCAAUACCAAUACCAAUAUCAAUAUCAAUACCAAUACGAAUGCUAAUACUAAUGCCAAUAAGCGAGUCAAAAUCUUUAAAGACCACGUUAUCAGUCCCAUCAAGAAGAAGAAGAAGAAGAUGAGCAAAGGGUAA